AUGGAUCAUCUUGGAUUAGAGGACGAUCAACAAGAGAAGCUUCGGCAGUUUACGGACAUCACUCAAGAACACGACCGUGAAGUGGCAAUCGGCACUCUGGCCUCACUCAACUGGAAUUUGGAACAGGCAAUCGAAGCUCAUCUGAUGCAAGAAGACAUGAAUCAAGACGAUGAUCCGGAGAUAGUUGAACAGAUACCCGCAAGGUCAAUUCUUCAUCAAAAUCCCCGAGUGGCAGAAGUGGGCGGAGCUCAUUUCGGACGAAUUGUCAAUAAUCAAUUCAUUCUUGAUGACGAUGAUGAUGAUGUGAUUGUCGAUGUUGGAUCUGAAAUGCCAUCAACUCGAGGACGUCGUCGCGGACGUCCGGCAGCAUCGGCCGCAUCAGCACAAGACGAGAUGACGGUCGAUAACCAGGUGAAAAGAUUGCGGAUUGACGAUGAUCAACAACGUGAUAAUGGAAAGGCGACGAGCAGCAAUAAGAGAGGAGCCGCGAUUCCAAGACAAAAACGUGGUCAAGCCGAACCAACAACAUCUGGAUCCUCAUCUGGCGCCACUUCUACUUCAGCCACCUCUUCAUCCACCGCCACUCGUCGUCACACCCGUGCCAAUCCAGCACCACAAGAACCCGCCCAUCCGGAACCGGCUCGUCAUCAGAAUGGAAUUCUCACUUCGUCUCGUCAGAAUCAGUCACGUCGACAUGCUCCAGCUGCUCCAAUUGCUCCAGUUGUCAUUGAUUCGGAUGAGGACGACGAUUCGAUGAUUGUCUAUGAUGAUGAGGGUGAUAAUCAUCAGAAUGAGCCGAUGGACAAUAAUGAGAUCGCGCCACGUGCUGGUGUCCAAAAUGGGCGUGUCCCAAUGAUUCCGGAUGGAUAUUCGUCGGUGCCGGACGCGUUGCGCAACUUUGUCGCCAUUUUCGCCGAUCGUUUCUGUGCGACACCGGCGACACAGGCGUUCAUGCCACCAUUCUACACUGACACUCUUCCGAAUGCAUUGAAAGAGGCAUUCGAACAUCCGAAUAGUGAAUUGCGUCGUCCACUCGUCUUCUACAUUAAUCAUGAUCGUUCGAUCGCUGCGAACAUCUUCGCCUCACAAGUAAUGUGCUCGGAGGCAGUGAGCUCACUCAUUCGUCAUCAAUAUAUCCUUUUCCCAUGGGAUAUUUCGAGUGAUUCGAAUUUGAUGAACUUUUUGGAAUUCCUUCAAGCGUCUAAUAUGGGCGACGUCCGUACCAUCAUUCAACGUCUCGCGAUGCACAAAGUCGAGGCAUUCCCAAUGAUGGCGAUUGUGAUUCGCGAGAGAAAUUCGUAUCGUUUGGUGGAUUACUGUAAGGGAACCGAUACGGCUGAUCAGGUGUUGGAGAAGUUGUUGGCCGGUGUGGAUGAGUAUUCGAAUGUUCGAUUGAAUGAGGCGAGUGAACGACGAGAGCGAGAGGAACGGGAAGCCAUCCGUUCACAGCAAGAGGCGGAGUACAAAGCGUCACUUGAGGCGGAUAAGGCGAGAAUGGAGGCGAAACAGAAGGAGAUUGAUGAGCAACGAGCGGAAGAGGAGCGUCGGCAGAAGGAGCAGGACGAUGAGGUGAUGAGACGACAGAUGGUUGCGUCGACACUCCCGGAGGAGCCACCGGUCGAUUCGCCGCCUGGAGAGAUUUUGAAUGUCAAGUUUAGAUUGCCGGAGGGGGGACAGGACAUGCGCCGCUUCCGCCGCGCCGAAUCCAUCCAGACACUCAUCGAUUACUUGUCGUCGAAGGGAUUCUCACCCGACAAGUACAAAUAUUUCAAUUCGGAUUUUCCGAAGAAGGAGAUCACUCGCCACUUCCCAGACCUCUCUGCCAAUUUUAUCGAUUCAAAGUGGCCGGCGAGAGAGCAAAUUUUUGUCGAGGAGAUUUGA
Molecule: messenger RNA, 1881 nt
Organism: Caenorhabditis remanei
Lineage: Eukaryota; Metazoa; Nematoda; Chromadorea; Rhabditida; Rhabditidae
Exons: 8
Coding region: 1-1881 (626 amino acids)
Cellular component (GO): nucleus; endoplasmic reticulum
Molecular function (GO): ubiquitin binding
Source: RefSeq, a predicted model, not a curated record